Messenger RNA from Microthlaspi erraticum, 357 nucleotides. NCBI's taxonomy places the organism in Eukaryota, Viridiplantae, Streptophyta, Magnoliopsida, Brassicales, Brassicaceae. The record is from the annotation of a GenBank genome assembly.
AUGAGAUGUUGUAGGUUUAUAACGUUUGUUGCAGUGGCUUUGAUGAGUCUUCUGAUCACAUUAGCUUCCGUUGAGGCUGCUGGUGAGUGUGGUCGCAUGCCGAUUGGUCAAGCUGCGGCUAGCCUAAGCCCGUGUUUGCCUGCUACCAAGAACCCGAGGAGUAAGGUUCCACCGGUUUGCUGUGCCAAAGUCGGUGCUCUCAUUAGAACCAACCCUCGUUGUCUCUGUGCGGUCAUGCUCUCUCCUUUGGCUAAGAAUGCUGGAAUCAAUCCUGGAAUCGCAAUCGCUGUUCCCAAACGCUGUAACAUCCGCAACCGCCAAGCUGGGAAGCGAUGUGGACGUUACAUUGUUCCAUGA